UCGCAUGGAGCGCAUCGCCCUCCCCCUCCCCCUCCAAAUAAGCUCGUCCCGUCCAGCGCUCUCACAAAUCCAUUUUUGCUCCGUGCGUGCGCCCGUCACUGGCGCUCGGAAGAGGAGUGGUUGCGCCCUCGCCCAACGGCUCGCCCGGCCCCGUGCCGCUUGUUGGCUUGCGCCCUUGUGCGGGGUGGAGUGGUUGGCCGCUGGUUUUGUGCCCAUCGCCGUUGCCGGCCGGCGCUGGGGGGCGGGCGGACGCACCCACGCGCGGGCGCGCAGCGCAGGAUAGUCGCGGGAGUGACGUGACACCACUGCGCGUCGCCUUGUUAUAUCUAUCCACCCUGCACCGGUCCGAUCCUCGUCGGCGGCAACGAGCGCGGUCGGGAGGUUCGAGGGUAAGGGGAAUUUCGUGCGUGCGUGCGUGAAGCGGCCAUGGACGCGCCCUUCUUCCACGAGCUCCGGCGGCAGGCCUCCUCCUACCUCACCGGCAAGAUCCGCUCCGCGCGGCUCGCGCUCACCGACGUCACCCCGACGCAGCUGAUGACGGAGGAGGCGACGAACGGGGACGCGUCGCCGCCGAACGCCAAGACGAUGAGCCUCAUCGCGCGGGAGGCGUUCGAGAUCGACGAGUACCUCAGGAUCUCCGACAUCCUCCACACCAGGCUGGCGACGUUCGACCGGAGGCAGUGGCGGGAGCCGUACAAGGCGCUGCUGCUGCUGGAGCACCUCCUGACGCACGGCCCCCGCAGCGUGGCCCUGGAGUUCCAGAAGGACCGGGGCGUCAUCCAGCAGAUGGCCGCCUUCCAGCACAUCGACGAGCGAGGUUUCAACUGGGGCCUGACGGUGAAGGGCAAGUCGGAGCGGGUGCUGAAGCUGCUGGAGCGGGGCCCGUUCCUGGAGGAGGAGCGGGAGCGGGCGCGCAAGGUGGCGCGCGAGAUCAAGGGCUUCGGCAGCUUCAACCUCAGCAGCACCGGCGGCGGCUCGCGCGCGGCGCCGCAGGUGUACGGGCGCAGCCACUCCCGGUACGAGGACCGGCCGUGGAAGGAGGGGGACGGCGAGGGCGAGGACAAGGAGAACCUGGUGUCCCGGCCAGACCCGAGGAGCGUGUGCGAGGAGGCGGUGGAGGAGCUGCACCACCGCCACCCGUUCCACGGCUUCGGGCAGCCGGAGGCGAUGCUGCUGCUCAGCCAGUGAUCGGGGCUUCAGGAGAGGGAUGAGCGCCGUCGCCUCCCCCCUGUACUGUAUGUCGGUGUCAGCGUGUGAUCUGAAUCUGAAGAAGAAGAAGAAGAACAGCGUGUGCGAGGUCAGUGGUUUGCUGACGUUGCUGAAUGCUUAGCUAAUUUUCUUCAUCUCUCGUGUCGUACUUGUACAUUCUCUUGACCCCGUUCCUCGAGCAACGUCUGAACUGCGUUCAAAGCGUAUCCCUCUGAACUGUGCUCCUGUUGUCUGAAUUUGAUAGUACAUGAAUGAACGCGGAACAAGAACUUCUGAACCCA
Messenger RNA from Triticum urartu, 1490 nucleotides. RefSeq names its product ENTH domain-containing protein C794.11c. Gene Ontology annotation, molecular function: phospholipid binding; clathrin binding. NCBI's taxonomy places the organism in Eukaryota, Viridiplantae, Streptophyta, Magnoliopsida, Poales, Poaceae. Gene Ontology annotation, cellular component: clathrin vesicle coat; endosome; plasma membrane. Gene Ontology annotation, biological process: endocytosis. The record is from RefSeq and is a predicted model, not a curated record.